Messenger RNA from Symbiodinium necroappetens, 1404 nucleotides. The record is from the annotation of a GenBank genome assembly. NCBI's taxonomy places the organism in Eukaryota, Dinophyceae, Suessiales, Symbiodiniaceae.
AUGAAUUUACUCUUUCGUCGAAGCACUGUUGUUGCCUUCAUUCUGCUGGCUUUGCCUGCUUUGCUGGCCGCAGUAUCGCGGCUGCAGACUCAGCUUGCUGAUCCCCUUGGCUGGGCUUGGCUGGGGUUUGCCGUGCUGCUGAUCAGCGCCACAUUGAUAGGGUCUGGUACCAGACGCCUGAGCCGCGCAAUAGUGGGUAUUCUGGUUGGGUCGGCAUUGGCAUUGUCGCUGUUGUUUGGCGCUUCGUUUGUCUUCGGCGUCCUCGGCGUGAUUGGAUGGGUUGCUGUUGUGGUCACCACCUCUGGUGACUUUCUCACACGGGAUGCGCGUCGUCCUGAAUCGCUGGCAGAUUUUUAUAGCGCUGCAGUGAAAGCCCGUCGGGUGCGCAACAACCCGGAGCAGCGGGAUAUUGUGGAGCGGCUGGAUCAGCUUGCUGCGGCGUUUGCGCGCUACGAAAGCAAGCGUCACUUACCCUGGGCAAGUUUCCUCGCUCCACCAGAAGGCAUCUAUCUGCAUGGACCGGCGGGGCGGGGCAAGAGUUUUCUGCUCGAUGGUAUGUACGAUAUUUCAUCAUCGGCGGUGAAGCGACGUUUUCAUUUUCAUGAAUUAAUGAGUGCGCUGAACGCCCGAGUUAACGCGACGCCGUCGAUUUCGUUUGAGCGCGCUGUGCGCUCUCUGACCCCGCGCGCCAGCCUGGUUGUGGUGGAUGAAGUCAAUGUGCUGGAUGUUGCCAGUGCCAUCCUGUUCAGCCGGCUGAUGCGAUUCUGGUGGCAGCGCGGUUGCACGGUGUGUAUCAGCUCCAAUCAGAGUCCAGAACAGUUAUUCCGCAGUGUCUCUUCCAGUCAUGCUGAAAUCAGCAGGCUGACACAUUCAAUUCGCGACCACAUGCAGGUCAUGGCCCUUGAUGGGUCCGAUGAUUAUCGGUUGCAGAAACUCUCUGCGGACGAUUUGUAUCAGUAUCCUGAAGACGCUGCGACGUCCGGGCGAUUUUUAGACAUUGUUGAGCUGCUUGCUGAAAGCCUGCUCAGCGCCGAACCCAUAAAGAUAGGCGACCGCCUGGUACCGUGUCAGCAACAAGCCCUGGGUGUGGCCUGGUUUGAUUUUGCGGAUCUCUGCGGAGGGCCACACAGCUACGAAGAUUAUCUGGCGCUGGCAGCUCGCUUCCCGAAUCUGCUGGUCUCCGGCAUACCGCAGAUCAGCCAGCUGGAUCAGGCCAGACGGUUUGCCUGGCUGGUGGAAAUUGUAUAUGACGCAAAAAAACGACUGAUCUUAGCGGCGCAGGUACCGCGGGAUGAUCUUUUUGCAGAGUCUUUGUCCGGCAAAGAUCUGGAUAUCGAUUACGUGAAAAUUGUCAGCCGUCUGGCGGAAAUGCAGUCUUCUGAGUACAACUACUCUCUGGCUUGA